This is a messenger RNA of Lemur catta (Ring-tailed lemur), 1753 nucleotides long. RefSeq names its product RNA polymerase II subunit C (gene POLR2C). Gene Ontology annotation, biological process: DNA-templated transcription. Gene Ontology annotation, molecular function: protein dimerization activity; DNA-directed RNA polymerase activity; DNA binding. Gene Ontology annotation, cellular component: RNA polymerase II, core complex. The record is from RefSeq and is a predicted model, not a curated record. Bases 70 to 897 code for a protein of 275 amino acids. NCBI's taxonomy places the organism in Eukaryota, Metazoa, Chordata, Mammalia, Primates, Lemuridae. The transcript is spliced from 9 exons.
CGGGGCCGCGCUGACCGACUUCCGGUGGCCGCGGCGGAAGGGCGCAGAGGCCGGCGGGCGAGGGGCGCGAUGCCGUACGCCAACCAGCCCACCGUGCGGAUCACGGAGCUCACCGACGAGAACGUCAAGUUCAUCAUUGAGAAUACGGACCUGGCGGUGGCCAAUUCUAUUCGGAGGGUCUUCAUUGCUGAGGUUCCCAUAAUAGCCAUUGACUGGGUUCAAAUUGAUGCCAAUUCCUCAGUCCUCCACGAUGAGUUCAUCGCUCACAGACUUGGCUUAAUUCCCCUCAUCAGUGAUGACAUUGUGGACAAGCUGCAGUACUCCCGGGACUGCACGUGUGAAGAGUUCUGCCCCGAGUGCUCGGUGGAGUUCACCCUUGACGUGCGGUGCAAUGAAGACCAGACUCGUCACGUCACGUCUCGAGACCUCGUCUCCAACAACCUUCGGGUCAUUCCAGUGACAUCCCGGAACCGAGAUAAUGACCCCAAUGACUAUGUGGAACAGGACGACAUUCUCAUCGUCAAGUUGAGAAAGGGCCAGGAGCUCAGACUUCGAGCCUAUGCCAAAAAAGGUUUUGGCAAAGAACAUGCCAAGUGGAACCCUACUGCAGGGGUGGCUUUUGAAUACGAUCCAGACAAUGCCCUGAGGCACACAGUGUACCCCAAGCCUGAGGAAUGGCCAAAGAGUGAGUACUCGGAGCUGGAUGAGGACGAGUCACAGGCUCCCUAUGACCCCAACGGCAAGCCAGAGAGGUUUUACUACAAUGUGGAGUCCUGUGGCUCUCUGCGCCCCGAAACCAUUGUCCUCUCAGCCCUCUCCGGACUGAAGAAGAAGCUGAGUGAUCUACAGACUCAGUUAAGCCACGAGAUCCAGAGUGAUGUACUCACCAUAAACUAGCUGCCGCCCGCCUGUGUCCGCACAAAGGGGAUUCAAGCCAGCAGUGGGGUCUGGGGUGUCUCUUGAGACUUCUAGUUCCUGAGAUCUGUUCUGCUGUUGCUUAAGCUUCUUGGCAAGUCACCAGUACCAACUAGAAGGGGUCACAGAUAGAUUACUAGGGAUGCCACUGCUACUCAGGCAGGACAGCCUUUCACUGGCCGUGCCUACUGAUGGCCAGCGGUGCUCCCCAGAACCCAAGACAUCCCUUCCGGCCUGUUGCCUAACGCGCCCACAGGGGCUGUGCUGCCUCCUACUCAGAAAGCUGAGCUGGACCUCUCCUCUCCUGGUCAUUCCAGCUCUUUCCUUUAAACUCUUUCUGCCCAAGAGGAGGAGUUUUCACAGUUGUACUUUACGUUUCUAGUGUUAGGACUGAGUGCGAGAAUCUUCACCAAGGAAGCCUAUAAACCCGUUCAGUCUUUCCCCAGGGCCAGCCUAUCGGUACUUCAGAUUCCCAGGCUUCCCUCACUUGAGAUGUAACCUUUUGAGAAUAGCCUUAGACCCUGGCUGCGCGCUCCCCCCACAGAUCAGCAUGAUAUUUCAUUCUCUACCUGGCAGUUACGAAAUCAAUCUUCAUGGCCUGAUCAUUUAGUUUGGGGGGGGAACAGGCCCCUCCCAGAUACAGAAUUCAUCUCUCCAUGUGAAGGUUUGGCCUUACCCCUUAGCACUGUCUCCAGCCGGGAACAGACCCAAGCAGUUAAUUAGGCAGCUUGGAGAAAACCAGAGAUGCAGUACAGAAAGGAAGGGAUAUUUAUUGAUUAACAGUAGUUGUCUUUUUAAAAGUGUUUAUUUUUGGCAAUAAAGAGCACAACAUAAUCUC